AUGCGAUCAAAUCAUGGUAAGUUUUAUUUUCAGAUUUUUAAUUGAAAUCGCAUUCAAAAAUUCAGAAUUUUUCACAGAAUCUCUGCUGUUACAUCAAUUCAUGGCUCCACCGUCUAGCACAGCACCCACAAACAGCACAUCUCGUUCUAAAUCUCUCACCCAAAACCUUCAAUAUAGUCUCUUAUACAAUACCAUUCUUUUUUCAAGCUCAAAGCACCAGUAUAGUUCUACUGUGUUUCUAUCGUUACAGUUUGCUAAAAUACAAAAAUAUUGACACAUUUUGGGAAAAAUGGUCUAUCUUUGUGUAUUUAGGUGUGUUGUGUUACUCAUUCGCUACGAUUCUACCAAUUUCUUACACAUUUUAUCCUCUGGUCUACAAUGCAACGUUGGGGUAUUUUGUAUCCCAUUCAGAAUUCGUAAAAAAUCGUUAUACAUAUGGAACGUAUUUUUGUAUUUAUACAAUGAUUGAUUUCAUAGUUGUUACAGUUCUUGGACUGUUUACAGUUCACGGUCUGCAGAAGCAUUUUGCGGCACAUCAAAAUGUCCCAAGAACUCGGGAUAAAUUGAAAAGAAUUACGUUAAUUGUGGCAAUUAAUUCAGUUAUUUAUGUGAUAUUCACUUGCGGAACUGUUAUUAUCUCAGUUUUAAUACCUGAUAUAGAUCCACUUCUGCAGACUGAUUUGCUUCUGAUAGUUUGGGAUAUGGUAUGUUUUUAAGGGCGUUAAUAAUUCUACGUGCAUUUAGAAAGACUAUCUAUCUUUAUGAUCUGUAACACUCUGUCUUUAAAUUUUAAGAACGAUUUCAGCUCAACUUCACAAUGACCUACACCUUGCUGUUGUGCGAUAAAAACGUUCAUGAAAUGAUAUCGCUAAAAUUGGUGAUAAUCUUCAAAAAAUUUAGUGGCGUUGUUGCACCGACACAUGGAAUUGUUUAA
Caenorhabditis angaria is the source of this 934-nucleotide messenger RNA. The record is from the annotation of a GenBank genome assembly. NCBI's taxonomy places the organism in Eukaryota, Metazoa, Nematoda, Chromadorea, Rhabditida, Rhabditidae.